Molecule: messenger RNA, 737 nt
Organism: Dioscorea cayenensis subsp. rotundata (Guinea yam)
Lineage: Eukaryota; Viridiplantae; Streptophyta; Magnoliopsida; Dioscoreales; Dioscoreaceae
Product: ergosterol biosynthetic protein 28
Exons: 3
Coding region: 148-540 (130 amino acids)
Cellular component (GO): endoplasmic reticulum; membrane
Molecular function (GO): protein-macromolecule adaptor activity
Source: RefSeq, a predicted model, not a curated record
AAAAAAAGUGUCAGUCGCAAUGCACGUGACCUCGGAGUUCGUGCUGCACUGUGCUCAACCUUUUGUUCUCUGGAUCUCUAUUCGACGACGCCCACAACCUGUUUGUUGAAUUGCCGCAGAGAAACUGAGAGCGAAAGAGGAGCAGCAAUGAGGGCCCUUGGAUGGUGGUUGAUGCUCGUUGGUUCUCUCCGCUUGGCCUCCGUGUGGUUCGGCUUCUUCAACAUCUGGGCUCUUCGUCUCGCCGUUUUCUCCAAGACUGAGAUGACUGAUGUUCAUGGAAGGACCUUUGGAGUUUGGACACUUUUGACUUGUACUCUCUGUGUUCUCUGUGCAUUCAAUCUUGAGAAUAAGCCUUUAUAUCUUGCCACCUUCCUUUCAUUCAUCUAUGCUUUUGGUCACUUUCUGACUGAGUACUUGAUCUACCAUACGAUGGCUGCUGGAAAUUUGACCACUGUUGGCAUUUUUGCUGGGACGUCAAUAGUGUGGAUGUUGCUCGAAUGGAACACACACAAGCCUCGGGCCAUCUCAAAGCUAGAAUGAACAUUCAAGUCAUUCCUAUAUCUUCUUAGAAACUCACCUUCUGCCAUUCUCUUGCAUCAUACUGCAAGUUGGUCUUUUUAAGUAUAGAACUCUCAGUCAAUAAUCUCUAUUUAUUUAGAAUGUCAAAUCGUAUGGAACUAAUGCUACAUCAAUGUAUUUUGCUUGCACUCUGAAAAUCUAGUCACUUGAUUUCCAUC